CACUUAUUCUCAUGUGGAUCAUCUUAUUUUUUUGUGUACAAUCUUUUAGAUUUUUCCACUUUUGAAGUUUCCCACUGACUUCACAGGAGGACAUGUCUACCAACCAGUAUUCUCCGCUGUUUUAUCUUAUUUGCCUUUGUGCAUUCAGUUGCACACAAGUCUUUGGAUAUCAGAGUAUCAUCUCUGUGAAUAACGGAGGCCUCCUUGGAGAAUGGAAGUUUAUUGAGAAGUGUCCUAAAGGAUGGUUUGCUCGUGGAUUCAGUUUGAAGGUUGACACUGGUGAAGGAUUAUUGGAUGAUACAGCACUGAAUGGAAUACAACUUUAUUGUACACCUUCACCAACCUCUAAUACGUCAAAAACUAUUGAAUCGUUGUCUGGAAAAUGGGGAUCUUGGACAAAGUCACGAUGGUGCCACAACGGUUUCCUUAGAGGUUUUGCUUUGCAAGUGCAGCCACCUCAAGGAUAUGGUGAUGACACAGCAGCUAACAAUAUCAUGUUCAUAUGUUCGAAUUAUGAAAUCCUUCUAGGCCUAGGAGGAAAUCGGGGAAACUGGGGGAUUCAAAGCAAUUUCUGUGGCACAGGCAUCUGCGGCAUACAGACAAGGCAGGAGUCUCCACAAGGCAUCCUGCAUGAUGACAGUGCUCUAAAUGAUGUCCGCUUUUACUGCUGUCAGAAUGAUGAUGUUUACUAAAAUAGCAAGUGUGUGUUAAAGGUGAUACAGCACUUCUUUAAAUGAAUGCAGCUUUUAAAUGUUAGAAAAUGAUAAAAGCGUGUGAAAAAUUUAUGGCUAGUAAGACUCAAAAAUAAUCCCUCAAUUUAUGCAUUUUUUCAUUUUAAAUACACAACAAUGGGGACAAGAUUUAAACAGCUAUUAUUAAGACAAAUAUUUUUAGGAAACGCUCUUUACCUGCAUGCAACAGUACAUCACAUAAUGUCAAUAUGUCUCUAUUUUGCACUAUUGUGAAUCCUGAUAUUUGCAUAAUAAAAAGAAAAAAAAUUG
Messenger RNA from Polypterus senegalus (gray bichir), 1001 nucleotides. Its product is annotated as vitelline membrane outer layer protein 1 homolog. The record is from RefSeq and is a predicted model, not a curated record. The transcript has 5 exons. NCBI's taxonomy places the organism in Eukaryota, Metazoa, Chordata, Cladistia, Polypteriformes, Polypteridae. Bases 93 to 692 code for a protein of 199 amino acids.